AUGCUGCUGUGGCAGUAUAUUGUGCUGCGGGGUCAAUUGGCUGCGCUUUUAAGCUCGCCCUGCAAUCUCGACAACCUGACUCACCGGGCUACGUUGGCAACGGUACAGCAACGCGAAGACAUGCGGCAAUGCAUCCGAAGACUCGCUGAGAGCAGCAGGGCGCUUCCGCAGCUCACUACGAAGGAGCUCCUCGCGCAGGGGCGGGUGCCGUCCUUUUCGGUGACCUACCGGGACUUCAUGGAGUGGAACAACAUUCAGGUGGCGCGGCAUGGGCGCUUCUUCGAGAAACGUAACGCGGCGUCGCUCUCGCAGCUGCACUCGCUGGGCCGCGCGGAACCGCUGCUGUGCCACGCGCUCGCGCGGUGGAUGCACGUAGACUACAAGCUCAACAGCUACCCUUACUACGAUCUAAACGUGCUGCUGGUGUAUACGGACUGGGACCAGGCCCAGCGCGUGGCCGGCGCGCUGGUGGCGUUUCUGGAGCGCGUGCAGGCGGCCAGCGGGCAGCGCGUGAAUUGCUUCCUCGCCCCGCUGCACGACGCGCCCGCGCCCGCGCGCCGGAGGGCGGCUGUUCCCCCUGGCGUGCGCGUGCUGGACAGCGGGCUGCUGCUGGGUCCGGAGCCGUGCCGCAUGGAGGACCCUGUCUACGUUGUGCUCAUGAAUGACGUCGUGCGGUAUCUGUCGUGCGACCUUGUGCGCAUGGGCAACGGCGGCGACUGGCAGCAGAUGCACCUCGACGUCGAGAAGCGCAGCACCCAGCGCGUGUGGUUCGACACCAUGGACCACUGGUGCCACGCGGCCACCACGCUCCACGUGCCGCAGGGUAUGGAGUUCCGGCCGGGCACCAGGAUGUUCGUUCCCACGCGCCUGACGCAGCUCCUCCACUGCCUGUGCGAAUACAUGCCCGAGCACAGACUCUUCGCGCUGGACAUGCCGCAGCAGCGCCAGUGGUGGUACUGGCUCUACUACAACAACCAGCGCACCGUCACCGACGCGAUUCAGGUCCACCAGCUGCACGACGUGUUUACCAAGUCCGAGGUCGAGACGGUCUUCGCCGCCGACUUCGCCAGCCUGAAGCGCCUGUACGCGCUCGUGUCCGACGGCCUCAAGCUCGCGCACACCGAGCCGGCCGCCGACUUUGCCAGCCACUGGACCGACCUGCGCGAGAGCGAAGAACUUCUCGGCCGCGAUUUAUCCGCAGAGUAUGCUUCUCUGCAGGCCUGCAUGCUUUCUGUGAUGCGCGCGCUGUAG
Eremothecium gossypii ATCC 10895 is the source of this 1251-nucleotide messenger RNA. RefSeq names its product type II protein arginine methyltransferase. The transcript has a single exon. The coding region runs from base 1 to 1251 and encodes 416 amino acids. Gene Ontology annotation, molecular function: protein-arginine omega-N symmetric methyltransferase activity. Lineage: Eukaryota; Fungi; Ascomycota; Saccharomycetes; Saccharomycetales; Saccharomycetaceae. Gene Ontology annotation, cellular component: mitochondrion. The record is from RefSeq and is marked provisional.